Molecule: messenger RNA, 2227 nt
Organism: Neoarius graeffei (lesser salmon catfish)
Lineage: Eukaryota; Metazoa; Chordata; Actinopteri; Siluriformes; Ariidae
Gene: mtrfr
Product: mitochondrial translation release factor in rescue
Exons: 2
Coding region: 195-692 (165 amino acids)
Biological process (GO): translational termination
Cellular component (GO): mitochondrion
Molecular function (GO): translation release factor activity
Source: RefSeq, a predicted model, not a curated record
GAAAUGUCUACGGAUCGAGGCCAGACUAAAGAUUCACAUUUAGUCUGGCUUGCCAGGCUUUAAAAGAAUAUAAGGUUUCUGUUUUUUUUCUCCGAUAUCCCCUGGUCCACACUCCAGCCCAGUCGGUGGCGGUAAUGCACCUUUAAGUUGGUUUGCCAACCGCCAUAAAUCCUUAAAGAAGAAGAACGUGCAAAAUGUUCCCGUUGACUUUUGUAAUGCGUGUUUUCUGUGCAAGACUGACAAGGGAAUCUCAGCGACGUUCUCAGUUUUGCCUCAGUCAAGCAGUCGGUUGGCCCAGCAUUCAGGUAGUAGGGAAGAAACAACGGGUUGACCUGCCGUUAUUAAACGAAGAAGACCUGGAGGAACAGUUUGUCCGUGGCUCCGGACCAGGCGGACAAGCAACGAACAAAACCAGUAACUGUGUGGUAUUAAAACAUAUCCCGACUGGUGUAGUUGUAAAGUGUCACCAGACCAGGUCAGUGGAGUUGAACAGGAAGCGUGCACGAGAGAUCCUGCAGAAGAAACUGGACAUUGUUUACAAAGGUGAAGAUAGCGAGCUGCUAAAACAGAAGGAGGACUCCAGGAUAAGAAAACAAAUAAAACGAAAGAAGGUCUCUGAAAAUUUAGAAAAAAAGAGACUGUUCAAAAAAAUACUAGUGGCUGGCUUAAAGGAAGAAGAUGGGAGUGGAUAAAGUUUCAUUUAUAAACUUAUUUUGCACCGGUGAUCUAAUAGAUGAACAAUAUCUUCAGUUAUACAAUUGUACAAUCGCGCUUAUUCUGUGAUGUGGAUUAAAAACUGAUUGUCAUGUUCACAUCAUAGACAUGUGCCACAAUGCCUGUUGAGUACUACCUUAUUUCUAAUCUGUCUUGUAGGAUCAAAACUUGGUCAUGGCCCAAUAUUAAUAUUUCCAGUAUCAUUUUUAGCUUGCAAAUUCAUGUCCUUCAGACAUGCCGGAACACAGGAAAUCUCAUCACACAGACAACCCCCCCCCCCCCCCCCCCCCCCCCCAAAGUUUACACAUUGAGUAAGAAGGACAAAUCCAACCACACAGAUUUGUCAUGUCCUGAUACUUUUAUACCAAUAGCAGUUUACAACCCUCUGAAGAUGUUGAAACAUACAAGAUGUUUGUUAAACCUCGUCUGAAUGGCGUCUUACUGAGCAGAUGGUGUCAAGAGACUGAUUUACAGCACCUACCAACCUCAAGCUGACCACCUCUAGAGCCUCAAUGAAUAUCUAUCUGAAUUGAAACAAUGUAACUUUCUGCAAACGCGCAUUUGGGCGUUUGCACGCACACUCCCAAUGAGGUACAUGUGUUCGGACAAAGGGAAAUAUUCCUUGGUCAGAGAAAAGUGUUUAAGAAUGGACAUAAUGAAGGCUGCUUGGUUUUGCUGCAAAAAAAAAGUGUAACGGUCAAUAUCUUCAGAAGAAUUGUGGUUUGUUCUGCAAGAUUGUCAGAAAAACUUCAGUUAAUUUUCUUAUAAAUUGUACAUGAGACGACUAUUUUUAAAGGGCCAUCACACCAAAUAUUGACUUUGCUUCAUUUAUUACUGUUUCCUGCCUGCUCUUUAUUUUUUAAAUGUAAACAUAUAGCUUUUAUUUUUAAGGCAUCUUUGCUCUACAGCAUAUGCGCCUAAGCCUUUUGCACAGUAUUUUAUGUCCUAUCUACAAUCCUAUACUGUACUGCUUUAGUGCCAUUCCAUAGUGUGUGGACAGUGUGCACAGCCAUACGGACAGCCUAAAGAUGCAUUUAGAAGAUGUCUCUGGACAAUUAAUACAAAUGUUUUUUGUUGGCAAGACUGCAGUUGCUACGAACAGUCUUGCACUCAAGUCUCCAUUCGUAAGCAGUUAAUAACUUCAACAAAAUAGACUUCAUGUUAAAAUUAUAAUUAAUUUCCCGGUUACAUUUGUUGACUAUAUAGGACACAAGUUAUUAUAAUCUUGCUAUCUGUUAUCACCCAAAUGAGGAUAUGUUCCUUGUUGAGUCUUGUCCCUCUCAAGGUUUCUUCAUGUCGUUUGAGUUUUCCUCGUUGUUCAAUUUUUUUGCUUAGAUCGGCUUUGCCUACCUUGAUGAUUCGCAUUCAUAAUUACAAGUAACCUGUAUCUAACUGUAGUGUGAAUGCAUGCACACACUGAUGUGUUUUUGCUUGAGUCAUCUGCAUCGCUAACAACAAAAACUGUCAUAUCUGUGAGAACUCAUGGUAUUAAAACUGACUGAAUGCAAUAGUA